UCUGUCAGCUAAAUAUAUUUACUAAUUAGCCUUGUGUGAAGUCCUCAAGCACGAGGACAACAGCAGGCGAAACCAUGAUCCACCCAACCUUGAAGCACAGCUUGCACACAGAGAUGCAGUGCAGGUUGCACCGUCUGGUUCUUUGGGCAAUGCGCUUGGCAGGGUUCGACAGCGCGGCGUCAUCGUUGAGUGCAGGCGUCGAUAUACCGGAGGGCGUCCCCGGAGUGUGCAGUUGCGGGAAAGAUGCGUCAUCUCUGGAGGGAAUCAGCUUCUCCCGGGACGCCACGCUCGCACUCGCUUGUGGCUUCUUCGACUUGGACUUUUUCGUGGUUACAAAGCGAAUGACGGUGUACAACUAGCG
This is a messenger RNA of Phanerochaete carnosa HHB-10118-sp, 361 nucleotides long. RefSeq lists its product as uncharacterized. Lineage: Eukaryota; Fungi; Basidiomycota; Agaricomycetes; Polyporales; Phanerochaetaceae. The record is from RefSeq and is a predicted model, not a curated record. Bases 75 to 359 code for a protein of 94 amino acids. The transcript has a single exon.